Molecule: messenger RNA, 278 nt
Organism: Hippocampus comes (tiger tail seahorse)
Lineage: Eukaryota; Metazoa; Chordata; Actinopteri; Syngnathiformes; Syngnathidae
Product: myosin-binding protein C, cardiac-type-like
Exons: 2
Coding region: 30-263 (77 amino acids)
Source: RefSeq, a predicted model, not a curated record
CUUCUCGCGUGCUAUUUUCAAGAUAUUUGAUGGAGACAAAUGGGAACAUCAGAACGCUCACCAUCAACAAGACCACCCUGGCUGACGACGCCGCGUACGAGUGUGUGGUCGGCGAAGACAAGUGUUUCACUGAGGUUUUUGUUAAAGAGCCUCCCGUGACCAUCACCAAGCUUAUGGAUGACUACCACGUGGUGGUAGGGGAGAGAGUGGAGUUUGAGGUCGAGGUGUCCGAGGAGGGCGGCCAUGUAAUGUGGUCAGUAUGACUCCCGUCUCAGUCA